AAUGAAAAAAAGAAAAAGGUGAAAAAGAAAUGGCACCAAAUCAUAGCAUCUUCAAUUGAAGUCAUAAACGUUCAACCAAAGGCGAAUCCCUCCAUUUUUAUCAAUUCUAUAAUUAUCCUUCAACCAUGGAAAACCGCCGAUCCCUUUCUCAACCUCUCAUCUCCUCAACCUCCCCCGCCCCCACCACCACUCCCACUUCUCCUCACCUCUCCAAUCACGCCAUCGCCCUCCGCCUCCUUCUCGUCGCCGUCGUCGGCCUCACUUCACUAUGGGCCAAUCACGAAGCCUCAAAAGGCUUCGACAUAACAAUUCUCAACAACGCCAAAGGCUCCUCCGCCGGUCAACGUUUCGAUCUCUUCUACGUUUCAAAUGACGAAGCCACGCGCCUACUCCUCAACGCCAGUAACUUCAUUCAGAAUCUGAUCUACCCUUCACAUCACCUCCCAAAGAAGAUAAUCAAAAGCGUGCAUCUCACGCUCUCCCUCCGUGAUCUCCCUUCUAAUGUCGCCGUUGAGCAGCUCGACGGUGGUGUUGACUUCGCCGUCCAUUUGAGCCCUUCUAUUUUCAAUGGCACAAACAUGAAUCACGCCAUGUCAACGGCGGUUCUCAGAGGUAUGUCACGCGUGUGGUUAUGGAAUGGAGAGGGCCACGCGCCGCCGUCCCUCCUCGACGGAAUGGUGGAGCAUAUCGUCGCGACAGCCGGAUUUGUCGAGAAGAAAUAUCCCGGUGGGGCCGUUAGCACGCUGGCGGCAUGUGAGGCCAUGUGGUGGAAGGAUAAGGACCCUAUGGAGAUCGCAAUGUUCCUCGAUUAUCAUGAAAGACAGGGGGAGGGUUUCAUCCAACGGUUGAACCUAGCUUUGAGGUCCAGAUGGCACGAUCGGACCGUUGAUGAUGUGUUGGCUAUGCCAGAUCAGCGCCCAUGUGGUUCUUUCAACUCAUCCGCAAUCCUAUAGGGCAAUGGGUCAAAUAUUCCAAUCCACGUCGGAUGGGGUUGUCUUUGCAAAGAACCUCUUCUACUUUAUUGUUUCUUUUUGUUUUUCAGCCAUUUCGUCCUACAAUUUUUUGAAUUUGUUUAAUAUAUUUUUGUAACAUCCGAAUUGCACAACUUUGUGUUAUAAAUACUCUUUAAAUGUUGUUGCUCUGUUAAAUACUUCUUGUUUCCUUCAUUCUGUA
Cucumis sativus (cucumber) is the source of this 1173-nucleotide messenger RNA. RefSeq lists its product as uncharacterized. The transcript has a single exon. The coding region runs from base 126 to 953 and encodes 275 amino acids. The record is from RefSeq and is a predicted model, not a curated record. NCBI's taxonomy places the organism in Eukaryota, Viridiplantae, Streptophyta, Magnoliopsida, Cucurbitales, Cucurbitaceae.